This is a messenger RNA of Wyeomyia smithii (pitcher-plant mosquito), 2735 nucleotides long. RefSeq lists its product as uncharacterized. The transcript is spliced from 2 exons. The coding region runs from base 1519 to 2340 and encodes 273 amino acids. NCBI's taxonomy places the organism in Eukaryota, Metazoa, Arthropoda, Insecta, Diptera, Culicidae. The record is from RefSeq and is a predicted model, not a curated record.
AUUCCUUUAUGAUCUAAGGCCAAGUUAUUUGAGCUUUUGUGCUGCAAUUCGUGUGGUACGAUUUCGCCAGAAUAAAGGAAUUGUGUUUUGUGGCUUUUGCGGCAGUGAAACAUUGGAAAAGCCCGCCAUUUUGUUCUUUUGUAGAGAAUAUAGUUUUACCACGAGGUUCACCGCCAUAAAGGGAAAUCGACACCAAUUUGUGCUGAUAUAAAGCAUUGGCUGAAUCUUUUGUGAUAAGAGGUUCGAUUUUUUCUCCCUUUUAUUUUAUCACACAGCACCUUUUUGGAGAGACAGACUCUGCUCACCGAUUUUCAUCACCUUUGUUGCAUUGAACCGGUUGGCCCGAUUCAACUCACUCCUCACGUAGUUCCAUUUUCCAUUUUAUUCCGCUGUGAGACGUCAGUGUGAAGAACGACAGUGAGCAAACGAUUCACGAAAUCAGAGGAGGAAAAGUGCAACAUAGUUACAUCUGCAUCAGUGAAAUUCAUUACAUUUUGCGGAAAGAGAUAUCGCAAGAUAGAAAAUUUUUUUCCGGUGGAAGCUUUGGAUUACUGCUGGACUGUUGCUGUUUGCUGUUGAGUGCUGGAUUUGCUGCUGUUUGCUGAAAGAAUAAAAACUACGGCGAGUUGGAUUGUUGAGUUGCUGCUGUUGCUGGUUGGUGUUCUGCUGGUUGGUGUAUAGCUGGUUGUUUGGAUUUUUUUUGUGCUGCCUUUUUUGGAUUGGAUUUUGGUUUUGCUUGGUGUAGCCUACUUUACCGAGUGGAGGAUUUUCGUACUUUUGUUUGGUUUUUACUCCAAACCGUAACAGGUAUGUGAUAUUAUUUUUUUACCUGGUGUAUUUUAAAUCAUAUCAAAAUAUUUUGUACGCAUUUUUUAUUGUGAAAAAAGUAUUUUUCUCAAUUGUGAUUACACAUAUUUUCUUUUAAUAUAUUUUUGUGAAUUUAUUUCCCUGUUCUAUUAAAAGGAUGUCUACUGCUGCCACUGAACCAUAUUUUCCUGGGUCUUUCCCUUUUGUUGAAUACCUUGAACAACUAGAAUGGGUUUUUAAGGCGAAUGAGUACGCUGAGAAUAAGUAUAUGACAAAAUUUUUAGCUGUUUGCGGUCUACUCUGAUCUGAAAAAACUUUUUCCUGGUGAAGAUUUUGAAAAAUUGAAUAAUAAGCAAAUCACAGAUGCGCUCAAAAAUCAUUACGAUAAGACUGAUUCUGAUGUCAUUCAUAGUUUUCGGUUUUGGACAAGGAAGCAAAGUAAGAAUGAAACUUCCGAGGAUUUUGUUUUGAAUGUUAAAGUUUUAGCUGAACUAUGUAAUUUUGGUACGCUAAAGGAAAGAGCGAUUAGGGAUGUUUUGGUGAUUGGGGUCUACGAUCAAAAUCUUCAAAAGCGUUUGUUCGACGAGGAAGAUUUGACGGCUGCUAAAGCAGAGCGGAUCAUUUUAAGCCAAGAGUUGGCUGCUAAUAGAACGCGAUUGGUAAAGAAUGAUGAAAACAGAUCUGGAGUUAUCGCUAGAUUAGGUCAUAGAAAUGAUCGUUUCGAUUCCAAGUGUAGACGUGAUCGGUCCGUUUCUAAAAAUAAGAGAUAUAGGAACGAAAGUCGGAAUAGAGAUGGUAAUAGGUCAUUUCCAUCAAGAGACAGAUACGAUAAGAAAAGAUCGAACUUCGGUAAACCUACUUUUGAGUGUACAUUUUGUGGCAAGAAAGGUCACACCAAAAAAAUAUUGUUACAAGCUAAAAGGAAAAAGUCCUCAUAAGAACUAUCGUAGUGUAAAGUUUGUUGACUCGCCAAAACCAUCCACGUCCAGUACUUCUUACCUAUUCAAACGUUUCAACGAAGAAAUCAAAAACAAGUCACACGCUGACUCAGAAAGUGAAGAAGAUGAAAGCAUGAAAUGCAUGUUAAUUUCGUCUAUAAACAAAAUAAAUGAACCGUGUUAUGUAGAAGCUACAAUAGAGAAGAAAAGAUUGACCAUGGAAGUCGAUUGUGGGUCGGCAGAAACAGAUAUUUCAGAAGAUUUGUUUUUAAGGAAUUUUGAAAAUGUAACCGUUGAAGGGUGUAAUAAAAAACUUGUAGUGAUAGACGGGAAAAAGCUUAAGGUUCUUGGCAAAGCAAAAGUAGAUGUUCGUCUAGGAAGCAGCACGAAACACCUCUACAUGAUCAUCCUGCGUUGUGAAAACGAUUUCAUACCAUUGAUGGGCAGAACUUGGCUCGAUGUGUUCUAUUAUGGCUGGAGGAACACUUUUAGUAGACCGAUUAUUCAACAAAAGCAAGUCAAUACGCUUAAGGAUGAUAAUGUAAUUGAGGUGAUUAAAAAUUUCCCUCGGUGGCCGGAUCAUAUCCGCCCAUAGGCGCCAAAUCAAACCACCAACAACUUAUCGCCAGAAAACACGAAAACGUGUUGUUUUCCAAGAAGAGAAUUUUGUUGAUCCAAACCACAAUAUAAACCCAGCACCACCACAUGAUAAUGUUUCCAGUACUAAAUCCAACAAAAGGAAGCGAGAUGAAGAGCAGUUUCACGAAAAGGAACCGGAGUCGGAUCCAGAAUAUUAUGGUUUCGCAGCGGAAUAGUGCAUCUACAGGGGCGAGCCCGAUUCGAAGGAAGCAUCGGAAUCGAUAAGAAAAUCAAGAAGAAUGCAUAAGAAACGAAGAAUACAAGAUUUUCAUUAUUAUUAAUAUGUUUCAAUUGUUAAUUUGCGAUUUCAGUUUAGUAUUCAAUUUUGUAUUAAACGUUUAUAUUACAGAA